AUGGCCUCGCCCGACCAUAUCACCGCUCUCUCGAAAGUGGUGCUGAAUAACCUGGAAUACCAGCACGACUGGACGCAAGUCAAAACCCACGAGCAGCCCAACCUCCCGCGACCACUCAUCUACGGACUCCCGCCCAAGCGGCUCUACGUGCAUCCAGAUGAGCAGGUCGACGUCAUCAAGGCUGAAAAGGAACGAGGGAAGCCCAUCCAACAGGAACCUGAGGUCGAGUGGGUGUUGCCGCUGCAUCUGUCGGAGAAAUGGUCGCCUGCUCAGUUCGCGGCCCUGUUUGAUGCCAUCGAGGCUGUCCCGCCUGGAGUCGCACGCGAGGAGGCGCUCCAUCUCGACGGCACCGAUGCGCGGUGGAGGCUUUGGAGAGGGCCGAAGCGUGGGAAGCGCAUCUUGCUCGCUACAGUCCAGGAUGACUCGACCGUCACGUACUAUUGGAUACAUGAUGGACUUGUGAAGCCCAGGCAGAACUGA
Molecule: messenger RNA, 480 nt
Organism: Chaetomium strumarium
Lineage: Eukaryota; Fungi; Ascomycota; Sordariomycetes; Sordariales; Chaetomiaceae
Product: tRNA-splicing endonuclease subunit Sen15
Exons: 1
Coding region: 1-480 (159 amino acids)
Biological process (GO): tRNA-type intron splice site recognition and cleavage; tRNA splicing, via endonucleolytic cleavage and ligation
Cellular component (GO): tRNA-intron endonuclease complex
Molecular function (GO): nucleic acid binding; tRNA-intron lyase activity
Source: RefSeq, a predicted model, not a curated record